Molecule: messenger RNA, 4026 nt
Organism: Pelobates fuscus (common spadefoot toad)
Lineage: Eukaryota; Metazoa; Chordata; Amphibia; Anura; Pelobatidae
Gene: HPS1
Product: HPS1 biogenesis of lysosomal organelles complex 3 subunit 1
Exons: 19
Coding region: 163-2160 (665 amino acids)
Biological process (GO): vesicle-mediated transport; melanosome assembly
Cellular component (GO): BLOC-3 complex
Molecular function (GO): guanyl-nucleotide exchange factor activity
Source: RefSeq, a predicted model, not a curated record
GUGUAACAAAAGGAAACAAGUUUGCAAUGUAUCUGCAUCAAUCAUGCUGCACUAGGUUAAAAUGAACUAAUCCCUGGGCGAUCACAUGCAGAAAUUGCUUCCAAGAUUCAGCAAAAGCUGGAUGUCAUAUUAAGAUCAUUGGCUGCUGUAGAAUCCUAAAAGAUGAAAUGUGUACUUAUUGCUUCCGAGGGGGCUGAAGUCCUUUUCUGCUGGUCAGAUGAAGAAUAUGAAAGCCACUUGCGUGCAAAAUACUGUUCAUUGGAUGAAACUCAGGCGCUAUCCAUAGGGGACACCACCAACACACUCUUUGCCCCUUUAAUAAUUUCCUGUGUGACUCUGCUAGACAGAAUCAAGGAUACAUAUACGUGUUUCACCUCGGACAAUGGCCACCUUUCUGUCCUUCAUAUGUUUGGAGGAUGUCUAUACAUUGCAGUAAAUGGGGAUGGAUUGGAAAAUGAGGAUGACCUUCGUAGAAAACUUUAUGUCCUGAAGCGUCUAAGUGAAGUUCACUUUGGCCUCGUCACCUUUGAUAGCCAACUCAUUAAAAAGGAACUGCGGCCCCCUGAUUCCGAACACUGCAAGCUGGUGUGGAAGACCUUCCAGAGUCUUCUUGUUACAUAUAACCGUCUGAGACAGGAGGACCAGAGCUUUCUAGUAGAGGCCGUGGAGCGUUUGAUUCACCCAAAGCUCUGUGAACAAUGCAUUGAGUUUUUGGAGAAGCAGGUAGUUCAGUACAUUAACAGCAGCAAUGAGCGAGGUGGAGAGGAGGUCCUACAUGCCUUUGUUUUAGUCAAUACGAAGCUACUGGCACUUUUCUCCAGUCGAAAUUCCAGCUCACUGAGACCUGCAGAUCUCCUCUCCUUAAUUCUGAUUGUUCAAGAUUUGUAUCCUGGCUCCAGCACACUACAUGACCAGCCUUUCCAGGAAGCAGAGGAAGAAUAUUAUACCCCAGAUCCGUCUCCUAGUACCAGUAGCCUGGGCGCUGAGAGCUGGGUUGAUGAUGAUCCUGCAGCAUCACAUUUUACAGAUAAUGAAAUACAGAUUGCCGAAGACAGUCUGAAAACCCUGGUUGGUUCACUUCCUGAAUCUACGAACACAAGAAGAGUAUUUUUGGAUGCCAACACGAAGGAGGGGUAUUGCCCCAUGAUGCCACAUUCCAUGUACUGUCUACCUCUAUGGCCUGGAAUAUGCCUUAUUCUAUUGACAAAGUUGCCUGGCAGCCAUAUUGCUCUUUCCCUUUACCAGCUUUUAGAUGGGUAUAGCAUGAUUGAGAAGAAACUGUUGGAGGGCCAGGAUGUUCACCAAGUUCUGAGAUCUCAUCCAUUCAUGGCAGACCUUAAACAGAGGACAGAAAGGUUUGUGAAGUCCCUUGGUGGUCGUGAGAUACAGUUACAAAACACCUGGCUUGAGUUUAAGGCUAAAGCUUUCUCCAGAAGUGAGACUGGGACUACAGACGAGCUGCUCCAGGUUUGUGGAAAUAUGAAACGACAGCUGUGCUCAAUAUAUCGACAGUUAUUUCUAGCCUCUCCAAUAAGCGGGACACAUUCCCUUACUCCGAAUCUGCAGACUCGAGCCAGAAAACGUAUUCAGGAGAAAUUGAUGGACUGGAAGGAAUUCUUGCUGGUGAAGAGUAAAAGAAAUAUCACCAUGGUCACUUACUUGGAGGACUUCCCAGGUCUGGUGCAUUUUAUCUAUGUAGAUCGCACUGUAGGACAAAUGGUGGCUCCUUCUAUGAACAUUGAUGAAAAAUCUUCUUCAGAGCUUGGAAACAGCCUGAUGGCUAAUUUCAUAAAACACAAGGUUUGGUCCCUUAUUGGGAUGUCUCGACGAUAUCUUCAGAAAGGAUACACAACCGUAACGUUUCGAGAUGGCGAUUAUUUUUGCUGUUACUUCCUCUGGUUUGAGAACGAAGCUGGUGAUAAGCUUGAAGUAAUUGAUGUUCCCGUCCUAGGAGAUGAUUCGGCUCCUAUAGGCAUGCUAGCAGGCGAAUAUUACAGGAAACUGCUUCGUUACUACAGUAAGAAUCAUCAAAUGGAGUUGGUAAAAUGCUAUGAACUGCUGACGAUGCACUUGGGAAUCAUUCCCCCAGAACAUGUGAUCCAGCAAUGCCAAGACCUCACUCGCAUUCUCUGGGAGCCUUCUCGCAUCCCACUUCUAUAAAAUGAUGGGAAGGCUAGCACAAAGCAGCCAGUAAAUUACUCUGGACAAUCAACCCACCAGAGCUUUACAUGUUUAACCUGCCAGGAUGCCUCUAGUUACAGUACUAGUAGUGUAGGCUAUGGUGGAGUGUAUUGUUCAUGGGUCAGAAUAUCGCCUGCCAAACCGCUAGGGAUUGCACUUCAUACUUGUAUUUUAUAUCUGAUAUUGUGGCAGUGUUCUGUGUACUUGUGAGACCAUUAUGACUUGCUUCCAACAAGUGAUGACCUUUCAAAUUGUGUAAAGAAGCAAAGGGACAGUCGGAUAUUAACACGACUAUUGGGUAAGUAGAAAUAAAGUUUAGAUGAAAUUUGAGGAUGACAAAGUAGGUGACUAGUUAAUGCUGUAUUCUGCUGCAAAAUACUUAACAAAAGUUUAGAUUAAAAAAAAUAUCGUUUCCUGCAGAUUCUUGCUCCUCUCAAGAUCUUGUCCACAAAUAGAUGAACUGGGAUGCGUGCUUGGGAAUUGUGGUCAUUUGCUAGUUAGUGUGUAGCAAUGACGUGCCGUGUGUGUACUUUAUCUAUAGGCUGAUGGCAGGUCAAGGUCAAAGUAGGGGGUGAAAAGUAGAAUCAAAGUUAAUCAAUUUCAUGGUUGGUUAAUUUAAUAUUUAAUGCAUUUGCUAUCAUUUUCGAUAAAUUGUGAAUUUUGUUGCCUUUCGUGUAAACACAAAUCUCACAAAAUUGCUAAAAAUAAUAAGCAGGUGAAAAAUGGGUUUGUCUCCCAAUGACACUCUAGUAAAACAGCAAGGUAAUAAAGCGUAAAAAAACUAAUGUUUUGCUGUAAAAAAAUAAAAAAGCUAAUAUUUACCCUUCCACCCCCUUCCCCCUUUGUUUAGUAUGAAAAACAAAAUAUAUAAACCAAAUAAUGGUGCACAUUACUUCAGAACACUAUGUGUAAUGUAACGCUACUUUUAGACUGUCCACUCACGUUUCAUUGAGCCAUGUUUGUCCUGGCUCUACGUGUAAACAGCUUCUGGUGUUUGUGUUGCCAUAUACAGACCCAUAAACUAUUUACACUUAGCAGUAUUAUUCACUAAAGUGAGGACUGAUGGGAAUUCAAUGUUAACCUAAUGUGAAUUUUAGAUUUAAGGUCAAAGUAGCUGAACUGGGACCAAAGCUUGGCUUUUUUGGUCUUAAAAUUGGAAUUCAUUUUGAAAUUCCCUUUAACCUCUUAAGGAUUCAACUUUAGACAUAAAAGGCUAGCAUGACGGAAAAUUUCCGUUAUGUGUCCUUAAGUAGUUAACAUUAUUGAAUAACCCUGCUAAUGGCAGGUCAAACAUGGCUCUAUGAAGUGUAAAUUGGCAAUCUUACAAGUAGCUGUUGUGUUGGACACUUGUAUUUUAUUUUACAUGACAUGGGCAUGUUAAUAAUUAAGACUUUUAUGAUCACAGAUAAAUCUUCAGGUGUAUCUUGUUCUCUCCCGGCAGUUGUAAUUGAUACAGUGUUACUUCAUGCUCACAGGCAGCCAUAGCAGUGUCUGCCUACAUAAAACACGAUGUAUUCAUUUUUGCACCUUUAAUCAUAAUGAAAAGUCCUCAUUUUUCAUUUUUGUGUUAGAACAUAUUUCAUGUUAUUCUAGUGCAAAUGAAAUGUUUGUGUGAAUCUCUGAAAGACAAUUAUAUAGGUUUUCCACAUUAAAAAUAUACAGGCGUUUUUGAUCUAAAAUUAAAAAUAAGUAAUAGUUUUGAUAUAUUGUACUGUCCCUUUAAAUGUCUUAUGUGCUCCAUCUAAAUGUAAUUCAUCAGAUUUUGUACAAUUUGAAUGGGUGUUUGAGGUACUAUGUGUAACACACUGCAUUUUUGUAAACUAAUAAACCCACCAUUUUGAUGCA